Paramacrobiotus metropolitanus is the source of this 3374-nucleotide messenger RNA. RefSeq names its product E3 ubiquitin-protein ligase NEDD4-like. Gene Ontology annotation, molecular function: ubiquitin protein ligase activity; protein binding; sodium channel inhibitor activity. The transcript is spliced from 15 exons. Bases 464 to 2983 code for a protein of 839 amino acids. The record is from RefSeq and is a predicted model, not a curated record. NCBI's taxonomy places the organism in Eukaryota, Metazoa, Tardigrada, Eutardigrada, Parachela, Macrobiotidae. Gene Ontology annotation, biological process: ubiquitin-dependent protein catabolic process; regulation of dendrite morphogenesis.
GUAAACCACUCUGCUAUGCUGCCAAGCAGAUCGGAUGACUUCACUCAACACCUCGGCAGAACGCCAAAAGUGUGGGAAAAAUUCCAAAAUGCUCAUCUAAUUUUACGUUUUUGGUAUUUUUUUUCAUCCCUUUAGAUUCCCUAUUACAGAUACUUACCAUUUUUUCUGGUCUCUCAGGUUAUAUCGCAAGUUUUGAAGUCAGUCACCAUUCGUUGACAAGGUUGCGUUCUUGGGUUUACGCUUAUCCAGUAUUUGAAUAUUCAUAUUGGGAAAGUUUUCUUACUUUUCUGGCUUCGUGGUUUCUUGAAUCUGGAUUGUGAAGUUUAAUCUUGCCUGCGUCUUUGAUCUUUAAAGCUCCGAAGAGUACAAGCUAUACCGUCAAGGCUUCUACGGAUAAAUUGCGAAGCUAUCAUAAUUAUUUUCAUUAACUAAUAUCACUAUCAGUGGUGAAUUUCUGGAUCUGAUGUCCGGCCGUUCAUCGCCUCGGACGGGCUCGGUGUCGGAUUUGUCCCGAUCACGUGCAUCUUCGACGCAUGCAUCCACGAGUUCGAUUAACUCUCCAACAAUGAAAAUAUACGGACUGCAGCAACCUGGAAGAGGGAACGUGCCUUACGAACGACGGACACGUAUCCUUCGGAUUAAAAUUCUCGUCGCUCAAGGGCUGAUGAAAAAAGAUAUUUUUGGCACAAGUGAUCCUUAUGUGCAGAUUAAUUUGAUGGAAAAUGCAAAUAACGUCAGUCCGUACUGUAUUGGGAAGGCGGUGACAAAAACCAAGAAGAACACUUUAAACCCGGAAUGGAAUGAAGAGUUCCUAUUUCGUGUUGAUCCAUUCAAACACAAAUUAGUCCUGGAAGUGUUCGAUGAGAAUCGUCUGACGCGCGAUGAUUUUCUCGGAUUUGUGGAGAUUCCAAUUAGUAAUGUGCGCACCGAAGGCACUAAUCAACUGAUUGAACCCAAACAUUUGACACUCCGACCACGCUCUCAACGUUCUCACGUCAAAGGCGGCAUCAGUGUUCAGGUUUCUUACGUAAAAAUGGAAGGCUGGAAUGGCCCUCUGGAGGAACCAUCCAGCGAGGACGAAUACGAUGUAAUUAAUAACACCGAGGCAGCGGAUGUGGCCUCCAUUACGUCGGGUAUGUCGGCAGCCACUUUAGCGUCGGCGACGACCACGAACGGCGAACGGACACCUCCGUUGCCGGAAGGAUGGGAAGAGCGAACCGACUACAACGGGAGGGUUUAUUAUGUCAAUCAUAAUCUGCGCACUACGCAGUGGGAGCGCCCAGUAGCUGGUGGUGAGGUGGCGGAGCAGAAUACCGCCGCUACAGAAUUGCGGACGGCCAGAGAAAACUAUCUGCGCAGACUGACCAGUGUCGAUGGGGAAUCGACUGCACAUCCCACACCGCCUCAUCCCAGUGCUUCGGAUACCCAACUGGACCGAAGAGCAUCUGUUUCGGCUGGAAACGCUUUACCCGGAAAUAUUGACCCACUACCGCCUGGAUGGGAAGAGCGGGUCUCUGCCAAUGGACGGAAGUUUUUUAUCGACCACAAUAGCCGUGUAACAUCGUGGAUUGACCCUCGAACAAACCGGGCUAGUGCCCUCCCGGAAUCAUUGUCUGUUAGCACUACGAAUAACAAGAACAGCAUUAGUGGGCAGAACACACCGACGAAUAAUCGGCGAUCCGCUAUGGAUGUCCUCGGACCACUUCCGCAAGGUUGGGAGGAGCGGGUGCACACCGAUGGGAGGACGUUUUACAUUGACCACAGUAGUAAGCGUACACAAUGGGAAGAUCCCCGUCUACAUAAUCCGGAAAUUGCCGGACAGGCGGUUCCUUACUCGCGGGAUUACAAACGCAAGUACGAAUAUUUCCGCAGUCAGUUGCGGAUGCCGAGUGGAUUGCCGAAUAAGUAUGAUGUCCGGGUGCGCCGAUCUCAUAUUCUCGAGGAUUCCUACCGGGCGCUGAUGACCUGCAAGAAUCCCGAUUUUUUGAAAACCAAACUGUGGAUUGAAUUUGACGGAGAGGUGGGACUGGAUUAUGGCGGUGUACGGCGCGAGUGGUUCUUUUUGUUGUCACGGGAAAUGUUUAAUCCUUAUUAUGGAUUGUUCGAAUAUUCCGCUGCGGAUAACUAUACACUCCAGAUCAACCCUAAAUCAGGCUUGUGCAAUGAUGACCAUUUGGCGUAUUUUAAAUUUGUUGGUCGGGUGGCCGGAAUGGCAGUCUUCCAUGGGAAUUUGCUGGAUGCCUUCUUUAUUCGGCCUUUUUAUAAAAUGAUGCUGGAUAAACCCAUCAUACUAAAAGAUAUGGAGUCUGUUGAUACAGAAUAUUAUAAUUCCUUACAAUGGAUUGUGGAUAAUGAUCCGGCGGAUUUGGAGCUACGGUUUACGGUGGAUGAGGAAAUCUACGGUGUGAUGCAGCAGAGCGAAAUCAAGACGGGUGGCGCCAAUAUUCCAGUGACCCAGGACAAUAAGCAUGAAUAUAUGGACCUGGUUAUUCGGUGGCGCUUCGUCGACCGUGUGCAACAUCAAAUGGGGGCAUUUAUGCAGGGUUUUAAUGAACUCAUACCUAAACGUCUCCUACAGAUCUUCGAUCCAAAUGAAGUGGAGUUGUUACUUUCCGGUAUUGCCAGUAUAGACGUGAAGGACUGGAAAUACAACACCAUUUACAAAGGCGAAUAUCAUGCCGAACACUUGGUCAUCCAGUGGUUCUGGAAGGCCGUUCUAUCAUUCGAUAACGAGAUGCGUGCCAGAUUACUGCAGUUCGUGACCGGCACGAGUCGUGUGCCCAUGAACGGCUUUGCGGAAUUGCAAGGCAGUAAUGGUCCGCAGCGGUUCUGCAUUGAAAAAUGGGGAACAGAGAAAGAAUUCCCGCGUGCUCAUACUUGUUUUAAUCGACUGGACUUGCCUCCAUAUCCGACGUAUGAGGCCCUCAGAGAACGCUUAAUCCAAGCCAUGGAAAACACGGAGGGAUUCGGCGGCGUCGAUUGAGCACUAUGAGCAGUGUGCAGCCGGGUUAUGUGCUUGUCGGCUUCCUGGUGCAUGAUUCAAUGCAGCUUUUUGUUUCCUUUUUUGAGGGGAUUGGGGGUUUCCGUGAGAAUUUUAUUUUGUGAUUAAGUAUAUAAAUUUUGUUUUCUUUUCGCAUACAGAGCCGGCUUGCUGUAUGUCACGGGAUGCAGUUGGUUGUUCGUUAAAGUGAUUUUUGUGUAUUUGGUUUGAAUUUUUCGAAUAUGUUUUAUCUGUUUUCAGAUACAGAGCUUAAGACACUGUUAUCAAAGCAAUGUUAUUUUAUGCAACCAGUUCGUCAACGGCUGACGAAAUGCGACAAUUGCACUGCUGGGUUGAAGGUUACAAAAUGAAGAUACAAUAAAAUAUGUCUGGA